GGCCCCUCCCCCGCCCCCGCCGGGGGCCACCGCGCCCUCAGCUGCCGGGACCUGAAGGCCGGACAGUAUAUAUGUAAAGAUCCUAAAAUCAACGAAGACACCCAAGAACCGAUGAACUGUACCAAUUUCACAGCUCACGUCCCCUGCUUCCCGGCUCCCAACAUCACGUGUAAGGAUUUCACCGGCAACGAGACGCUCUUCACCGGGAACGAAGUUGGAUUCCACAAACCCAUCCCUUGCCGAAACGUGAACGGUUAUUCGUACAAAGUGGCCGUGGCCCUGUCUUUAUUUCUCGGAUGGUUAGGAGCAGAUCGAUUUUACCUCGGCUAUCCCGCCCUGGGUUUAUUAAAGUUCUGCACUGUGGGAUUCUGUGGAAUUGGGAGCUUAAUUGAUUUCAUUCUCAUUUCAAUGCAGAUUGUCGGGCCCUCAGACGGCACAAGCUACAUCAUCGAUUAUUACGGCGCCAGACUGACGAGGCUGAGCAUCACAAACGAGACGUUUAGGAAGACGCAGACCUACCCCUGACGGAGGGGUUCAGGGCGGUUGAGCGGUUUCCCCGUUGCAAUGGAAAACUCCCGGAAUAUAAAAAUCCCCUCCCACCGUGGUGUCCCACUUGCCUUCCCACACCCCACUGUGAGUUUUGGUGGCACCAAUCGUCAUCAUUAUUGUUAAUUUUUUAUUUUUAUUUUUUAAGGAAAAAUGGAUUCUGGGGAUUCUAGCCACCAGACUUUUUCUGAGAGCCUCCCCUCGGCUCUCUGAGGCCGUCUCUGUGAGAUGUGAUUUUUCCCAGCCCUCUUGCCUUGCAAAUCCUUUCCCAGAGGCCCCUCUCCUCCUCUUCCUAAUAAAAACAAGACCCUCUCCUCCUCUUCCUAAUAAAAACAUGAAAACGCCUA
Tachyglossus aculeatus (Australian echidna) is the source of this 893-nucleotide messenger RNA. RefSeq names its product TM2 domain containing 1 (gene TM2D1). The coding region runs from base 112 to 525 and encodes 137 amino acids. NCBI's taxonomy places the organism in Eukaryota, Metazoa, Chordata, Mammalia, Monotremata, Tachyglossidae. The transcript is spliced from 7 exons. The record is from RefSeq and is a predicted model, not a curated record.